CGCCCCAGCGCCCCAGCGAAACGUGGUCAAUUGGGGCCAAUAUUUUUUCCCAGGUCGCCCCAACAACCACCGACUGCACUUUCGCUUACGUCGAAUCAAAAGCAAUGCGAACCAUAGCAAAAUAUGGGUCAAAUGAUGAUGAUGAUGUCCAGACGUCCUAACUUUGCGCCGAGACGUUGAAACUUUCUAUUGGUUUCGCGCAAUCGGAAGCGCAAGCCAGUGGCUCGACCAUAAGAACUGGAGCAUGCAAAGCUGCCGUCGACACCUUACUUAGAAGAAGAACGAAGCUACUUUACACCGAUUAGCACCUUUUAUCUUCCUGCGAAGAAAACCAGGUCAUUUCACAGUCGAACUCCGUCGAACGAGUGAGGGAAAUCUAUCCUUGCCGCCCGAUAUAUGGCCCAGUUUCAACGAGCCAGAAAAUAUUUGUCACGUUUCGAAGCACAGGAGCAGAGGAGCCGGAAACGGCUAGUUGGUGGUUCAUGGUGCAGGAAUAGCUCACGAAUAAUUCGAACCUCGAUUGGGCCGACCGGAGCCGAUUACUGUGUUUACAGCGGACGGUUCAUGUUCAUUUCAUCGCUAGAUGAGUGCGCGAUAAGACGCGUCUCUACUGCUUCUCGCUGAUAAGACAAAUGUGGAAUGAGUGCAGCUAGAACUUAGACUGUGUGUGUGUGUGUGUGAGAGUGUGUACGUGUGAAAUUGUAAAAGGACAUUCAAACAACGCGUGUGUGCUACAAGUUUAGUGGAAAAAGGCGCCGCAGCAAGCUGUUACUAUUAAGAACCCGACAAGGAUACACACAAUUAUGCCAAACACCAUGGGCCACAUUAAGCGAUCGAUCGUUUUAGCGCUAUUUGCACAGCUGCUCGGCUACAGUGAACCGAAAACGAUCGUUUUCAAUUCAUACUCGAGUGCACCGGCCCACCAACAGCCGGAGCCGGAGCCGGAGAGCAGCCGGAAUGUGACCAGCGAGCGGCAACAAAUCGCUGGCAGUGCACACCGCCAGGAAGCAAGUGAAUCCUCCGGCCGAGGGUUUUCCAGCGGCGGUGGCAGUGGAGCACCUAGCUUCCCAUUCUCGAUACAUCCCGAUUUCCUUUCGAAGCCGGUGCAGGUGGCGAGACCGAACGCCGGUUACAAGACGCCGAAAUACAUUGUCUAUCCGAGCUACUCGCAAAACACUGCCAACAGUGUACCGUACUAUAACGCUCCAGUCGCAAUGGACCGAUUUGCACCCGGCGAAGCGUACGGCGGCACCAUCUACAAGCUGAAGAGGCAAAAGCAACCCGCAGCCGCUCCGUUUGCAUCGAUACCGGCCGCUUCCUUCAACAGCCCGGUCAGCGUACCGAUCCCGGGUGCGCUGCGGCCUGCUGCCUCCGACAACAGUCCGGUCAGUGUGCCUGCGCCACCGUCAGGACCGCCAUCACCACCAGGACCACCACCACCACCACCGUCACAGCCAGACCAACCGAUCUUUGUGCCGACGCCCGUGCCCAACUCUGGUGAGGAUUCGUCGCCAUCAUCCGCUUCCACGACCGAACCCAUCCUGCCCACCUCGCCCAGUUCGACGAUGGAUGCUUCUUCCGAAAUUACCCUCUUCCCUCCCAACUCCCACACCGGUCAUUUGCCCCCGUCGGACAAAAAGCCCACCAUGGACAGUUACAAACCGUCGAGCGAUUUGUUCCAAUUUCCUCCCAACACUAACGCCUCCUAUCCAGGUGGGACCUUCGAACGGUCUAAAAACCCGGUUACGAGCUAUCUGCCGCCACCUUCGGGUGACAAUACCGUGGCUGUCGCCGCACAGGCUGGCCAGUCGUCGUACAAAGGUACGGCCGAGCUGUACCAAUUCCCGCCCAAUGUUAACGCCAGCUAUCUGCCGCCGGAUGGCAAUGGGGACGCUGACUCUACCGAACACACUGGCACAAGCUACGGGGCGGCACCUUCGGGUGAUCCCCGUUCGCCGGCCAAUUUAAAGCCCGUUCCCAACAAUGAAUGGGUCAAUCCGACGGGUUCACUUCAACCGAACGAACUGCACCGAUUCCCACCCAACACGAUGGCUAACUAUCUGCCACCGGAUGGACCCAAUUCUCCCGCACUGCCCUCCGCCACCAGCUACAUACCACCCCCUUCGGGUGAUCCCCAGGCAGCGGCCAACUUAAAACCCGCCCCCUCCGCUCACAUGCCUUCCGGCAACUUCAAAUUCCCUCCCAACAUUCAUUCGGACUAUCUUCCUCCCAGUGGGAAAGAGUCCCCGCCAGCCUCCGUCACUAGCUACCUUCCACCGCCGUCGGGCAAUCCGAACUCCCCCGUCAAUCUUACCCCACCCAAAGCACCGCCCUCACCCUACCGCCCACCGUACAUGGCACCGGCCGAGUUGUACAAAUUUCCACCGAACGUCCAUUCGCCCUAUCUGCCCCCCUCGAACCGACCCGAACCGAGCCAAAACAACGCUGUGACCAGCUAUCUUCCUCCUGCUUCCGGCAUUCCAGGUGACGAUGCCAUCGGUACCAUAUCGGUUGGUCCGGGCAAGCCGCAGUAUCUGCCGCCGAGCUACUCCGAUAAUCGCCCACCGAUGCAGCAAAUGUCCCCGCAGAUGGCGAUGCCGAUGGCGAGUGCUCCGGCAAUGGAUGGCCCACCGUCCGGCCCACCGUCCGGCAUGGAUGCAGACUACGACCAUCACCAUCACGAUCACGACCAUCACCAUCACGAGCAUGAUUUUCCUUACUUCACCGGCUUCGACCAUGAUCACUAUCCGGACAUCAUCUUCGACCACGAUCACGACCAUCACCAUUAUCACGACGAGCCCGCGACGACGCCUCCUCCGCCACCGCCACCGCCGGCACCGGAAACGCCCAGGGUUAAGAACUACAGCUACUACUACCUCAGCCGAACGCUUUGGUACGUGCCGCUGUACUUUACGCUGUACUUCACCGUGUACGUUGCGAUUCUGAUCAUCCGGUCCAUCGCUCGCCAUAAGGUUAAUCUACCGAAUCAAUGGGUCGGCAAUACGCGAUCGUUUGGCAGCAUCCGGGACCUGAGCAACAAGGAGGUGCAGGAGAAAGCGAACAUGAUGGCAGCGUUCGCGAUGAAGCAGAUCGAGGAUUUUAGGGAAAAAUAUUUAUAAUGCAUUAGCGCUUAGUGGCAGGAUUGCGAGGAGUCCCCGCGGUUAAUUGGACGCUAGACAUGCUCACCCAGGACGCAGACAUGGACCGCAGUCGGGUGGGAAUGUUUAUUGAUCAAUGAAGAACUGUAAACUACCUGGU
Anopheles merus is the source of this 3258-nucleotide messenger RNA. Its product is annotated as leucine-rich repeat extensin-like protein 5. NCBI's taxonomy places the organism in Eukaryota, Metazoa, Arthropoda, Insecta, Diptera, Culicidae. Bases 816 to 3119 code for a protein of 767 amino acids. The transcript has 6 exons. The record is from RefSeq and is a predicted model, not a curated record.